GUGGUAUGUGUCAUUAAUUGAGAGAAUUAUCUGCACCUGCGUAUUAGUCAGUUUUGGCCAUCCUAUCACAUCAAUUAGUUUUUAAUGAUAGUAUAACUGAAUAUGCACUAAAUUAUCCCCUUUUAUAUAGUUACAGAAUCAAAAUCACAAUACUAGCCUCAAAAAUUUACCAUCAUCGACAGACAUAAACGAUAAAAAUUCGUGUUUAACGACAACAACUGAAAAGCUUGAACAGAAUGAUACUCCCAUGAAUCAUUCAGUUAGUUGUGCUUAUAAUGCCUCAAUGCAUCCAUUACUCAUUCCAUCUCUGGGAGUUCCACUACAAAAAAUCUCAGCCAUGUUAGCCGCAAUGCAUCCAACAUCUACACUACUAUCUUCUUCUUCGGCCGAAGCUACCUCGUCUACAAUAACUCUCAGCAAUCCAAAAGCAAUCACCCCAACAUCAUCAACACAAAUUGUUCCUACGCCGCCAACAGUAAACGUUUCAGCUUUACAAGCGGUUGCGACUGCUGCUGCAGCGGUCCUUGCUAGUCACCAAAGACCACAGACAGCAACAAUGAUUGCUACUGCUACAUCUCAAAACAACAAUAGUAAUUCCCGUCGACCAAGUGGUUCCUCAUUUGGAUGGGGAAAUAGAGAACGAAAAAUGGAAGAAAACUGGCGUACGCAAGCGAGACCAGAAUCAUCGUAA
This is a messenger RNA of Didymodactylos carnosus, 691 nucleotides long. The record is from the annotation of a GenBank genome assembly. Lineage: Eukaryota; Metazoa; Rotifera; Eurotatoria; Philodinida; Philodinidae.